AUGGCUUCUAGUACCAUCACGCCGGCGUCGUUGCCGCCAGCCGGUCAGACGUCUAAUUUUGUCGAUCCGCCUUAUAUCGGUGGGAAAUUUGUGGCUGUGAACUGCAUUUUCUUGCCAUUGGCUGUCAUUGCUUUGGGGGUACGAACAUGGACGCGGUUGUUCGUUGUGCGAAGCUUUCGCUGGGAUGACUAUUUGAUGAUUAUCGCUCUUUUAUUAUCUUGCGUUCUCACGGGUGUGACCCUCGAAAUGCUGAACUGGGGAUUGGGAAAGCACAUGUGGGAUGUUCCACUUGCGGACUUCAUGGCGCAGUUCCCCAAGCUGAAUCUCAUUGCCGCCAUCAUCUAUUGCGCCGCAACUGGCUUCACCAAAGUCUCCGUCCUCGUGUUCUACCUCCGCAUUUUCCCAAGCCGCAACUUCCACAUCGCCGUCUGGACAAUCGUCUUCAUCGCCGCCGGUUACAGUAUCGCUAGUAUCCUUGCCAAUAUUUUCAGUUGCAACCCAAUCGCCAAAUCCUGGGACCUGACGAUCACAACCGGUUCCUGUAUGAACAGGCCUGUGUUUUACUUUGCGAAUGCAGGACUGGGUAUCUUCACGGACUUUGCGACUGUAGCAGUCCCGAUACCCUGGCUUCGUCGACUGCAAAUGCCCGCCCGUCAGAAGGUUGCCGUUGGCGUCAUUUUGGCUAUGGGAUGCUUCGUCGGAAUCGUUAGCUGCAUUCGGCUCGGCAGUCUUUAUACGCUCUUGAAAAGCACUGAUCUCACCUGGGCGACUACCGACGCGCUCAUGUGGUGCACCAUCGAGCUAAACCUCGGAAUUUUCGGCGGCUGUGUUACAGCCAUCAGACCCUUCGUUCGCAGAUACUUCCCCCGCCUACUUGGCCUUUCUUCUGGAGGUGGAUACACCUCCUCUCAAUCGCGAUCUCGCAAGCACGGACAUCCCCUCGGGUCGAUCCCUCACAGCGACCGAGUCAACUUCACUAAUCAAGACAAUCAAUAUACAACGACACUCACUACACUCAGGGGUGCCCCCGAUAACGGCAGCGAAGAGCAUAUCCUAGCAUCGCAUCCCAGCGGCCAUGCCAAGGAUGCCGAUGGUACGACUGGUAUCAUUCGAACGGUCGAGUUUGAUGUGGAAAACAGCUCUACUGCUCCACAGCGUGAGUAA
Penicillium subrubescens is the source of this 1164-nucleotide messenger RNA. RefSeq lists its product as uncharacterized. Bases 1 to 1164 code for a protein of 387 amino acids. The transcript has 8 exons. NCBI's taxonomy places the organism in Eukaryota, Fungi, Ascomycota, Eurotiomycetes, Eurotiales, Aspergillaceae. The record is from RefSeq and is a predicted model, not a curated record.